GUCUCCUUCCUCCUCUCCCCUCCCAGGAGCCCUGGCCGUGGCCAAGCCGCAGUGGGUCAUGCCGGGGGCGGUGGAAGGCCCCAGCUGGAAGCAGGCGGAGGACAUUCGGGACAUUUACGACUUCCGUGAUGUUCUGGGAACGGGGGCCUUCUCAGAGGUCAUCCUGGCAGAAGACAAGAGGACGCAGAAGCUGGUGGCCAUCAAAUGCAUCUCCAAGAAGGCCCUGGAGGGCAAGGAGAGCAGCAUGCAGAUGGAGAUCGCAGUGCUGCACAGGAUCAAGCACCCCAACAUUGUAGCGCUGGAUGACAUCUAUGAGAGUGGGGGCCACCUGUACCUCAUCAUGCAGCUGGUGUCGGGCGGGGAGCUGUUCGACCGCAUCGUGGAGAAAGGCUUCUACACGGAGCGGGAUGCCAGUCGCCUCAUCUUCCAGGUGCUGGAUGCCGUCAAGUACCUGCACGACCUGGGCAUCGUGCACCGGGACCUCAAGCCAGAGAAUCUGCUGUACUACAGCCUGGAUGAAGACUCCAAGAUCAUGAUCUCCGACUUCGGCCUCUCCAAGAUGGAGGACCCCAGCAGCGUGCUGUCCACAGCCUGCGGGACCCCGGGAUACGUGGCCCCCGAGGUCCUGGCACAGAAGCCCUACAGCAAGGCCGUGGACUGCUGGUCCAUCGGGGUCAUCGCCUACAUCCUGCUCUGCGGUUACCCCCCCUUCUAUGACGAGAAUGACGCCAGGCUGUUUGAGCAGAUCCUGAAGGCCGAGUACGAGUUUGACUCUCCCUACUGGGACGACAUCUCCGACUCCGCCAAAGACUUCAUCCGGCACUUAAUGGAGAAGGACCCGGAGAAGAGGUUCACCUGUGAGCAGGCCCUGCAGCACCCAUGGAUCGCAGGGGACACUGCCCUGGACAAGAAUAUCCACCAGUCGGUGAGCGAGCAGAUCAAGAAGAACUUUGCCAAGAGCAAGUGGAAGCAAGCCUUCAAUGCCACGGCGGUGGUGCGGCACAUGAGGAGGCUGCAGCUGGGCACCAGCCAGGAGGGGCAGGGGCAGACGGCCAGCCACGGGGAGCUGCUGGCACCGGCCGCCGGGGGGCCAGGGGCCGGCUGCUGCUGCCGAGACUGCUGUGUGGAGCCGGGACCGGAGCUGCCCCCCGCCCCGCCCCCCCAGCACUAGGGCCCUGAGUCAGGGCCCAGGCCCCUCGCGUCGGGAGAGUUGGGGGCUGCCUGUUGCCCUUCUCUUCUUGAGCUGGGGGGUUCCCCUGCCCACCCCGACCCCACCCUUUCCCGACCACUCCAUGCAUUUUCCAUACAAAUGUUUCUAUUUUAUUGUUCCUUCUUGUAAUAAAGGGAAGAGGAUAAACCCA
This is a messenger RNA of Condylura cristata (star-nosed mole), 1361 nucleotides long. RefSeq names its product calcium/calmodulin-dependent protein kinase I (gene CAMK1). Gene Ontology annotation, biological process: peptidyl-serine phosphorylation. Gene Ontology annotation, cellular component: intracellular anatomical structure. The coding region runs from base 59 to 1171 and encodes 370 amino acids. The record is from RefSeq and is a predicted model, not a curated record. The transcript is spliced from 11 exons. Lineage: Eukaryota; Metazoa; Chordata; Mammalia; Eulipotyphla; Talpidae. Gene Ontology annotation, molecular function: calmodulin binding; calcium/calmodulin-dependent protein kinase activity; ATP binding.